Molecule: messenger RNA, 6182 nt
Organism: Ictalurus furcatus (blue catfish)
Lineage: Eukaryota; Metazoa; Chordata; Actinopteri; Siluriformes; Ictaluridae
Gene: arhgap35a
Product: Rho GTPase activating protein 35a
Exons: 8
Coding region: 1298-5914 (1538 amino acids)
Biological process (GO): signal transduction
Molecular function (GO): GTP binding; GTPase activity
Source: RefSeq, a predicted model, not a curated record
GCUUUUUGAAAAUAUGCAGUGUUUAAUUGGCUUUGUGUAUUUGUGUGUUUGUGUGCCACACAUUGAGGCUGCGCCGUCGUUGCCUAUUCUGUGUGUGUGUGUGUGUCGGAGUGGUUGAAGGGAGGAGAGGCUGGGAACGGGAGAGGAUCCGCCAUUAUUGGGAAGCUGAAAAACCCCGCACUUACGCACACACACACACACACACUCCGCCACAAAUGAGUGUAUUUUGCGUCGCGUCAGCUCGGAUCUGUUUUCUGCGGAUAAAAAUCUGCGCUUUUGUCGCUGUAGAGUUUUAGUGCAGUGUCCGACUGAAACGUUUAACAACAACAACAACAACAACAACAAAAAAGAGGAGACUGAGAAGUCGGGAUGUUUUUGGGGCACAACAAAGGAAAUAAGAAGAAGUGGUGAAAAGAGCGUGCUGGACGCAGGGAACACACACAUUCACAGUCACACUCUCUCUCUCUCUCUCUCUCUCUCUCUCUCUCUCUCCGCCCCCCUCCUUUCCCAGCAGAAACACAGGGAGAGAUCCGGACAUUCCGGCUUGUUUUUCUUCACUGUUUGAUUCGCCUGUUUCUGUUUCACUAACAAUAACAGCAACACAGGCACUAAAACGCUCUGAAAACUUUGUUUCAUGGAUUCAUCAUUGUGAGAAGAGUAUUGUUAGACGGACAGCUACAGGGGAAAAAAGGGAGAUAAUGAAAUUAAUGUGACUAGGGGAGAAGAGUUAUUUCUGCUGUUACUGAAUCUAAAGGGAGAGAAAAACGAGUGAAAGAGUCGAGGAGUGGAGAAGACAGACAGGAAUGCUGUGGCUUCAGAGAUUGAGGGAGGCUUGGAAAGCUCACUCACUGAAACAAACCGUGAAGCAGGCCACAUGUCUUCAUGUUGGAUCAGUUUAAUAUGAUGCUCUUGGAAUAUAUUCCAGGUGGACAAACCCAAGACUUUGUUUGUGUUACGGAACUUUUGAGAAGAGAUGGGCUGGGAUGGUUCUGCCGCUAUCACACCUUUCUAAAUUCACAUCAGACCUUAUCCUUCCUCCCAAAUUGCCAACCACCUACAGACCCUUUGCAUUGUUGCCCUACAAAGAUUCUGCAUUUUGAGGUGUUUCUGCUAAGUGCACAAAUGACUCUGUAUUUAAGAUUUGGCCUCUAAGAGUAUUGAAUACACACUCCCCAUCCUCAAAAAUUAGGAAGUUGAGGACCUUUUUAAGUCCUGGAUGUGCUUGGAUGGAAUAGCAACCCAGUAGCUUUCCAACUAGAGCUUCUGGGAAUGGCAAGAUGAGUGGCUUCAAACGAUAAUGAUGGCAAAAAAACAUGAUGCUCGGGCACCAACCUACAACUUGGUUGUAGUAGGUUUGUCCGGGACUGAGAAAGAGAAAGGGCAGUGUGGGGUAGGAAAAUCCUGUCUUUGUAAUCGCUUUGUACGCCCCAGCGCUGAUGAUUUUUAUUUGGACCACACCUCGGUUCUGAGCACUAGUGACUUUGGUGGUCGAGUGGUAAACAAUGACCACUUUUUGUUCUGGGGUGAGGCAUCACGACCAUUGGAGGAGGGACCUGAAUGCCGAAUGCAUGUGGUGGAGCAGACGGAGUUCAUUGAUGACCAAACGUUUCAGCCACAUCGAAGCACUGCACUUCAGCCUUACAUUAAGAGGGCAGCUUCGACCAAACUGGCCUCUGCUGAAAAGCUGAUGUAUUUCUGUACCGAUCAGCUGGGUCUUGAACAGGACUUUGAGCAAAAACAAAUGCCUGAAGGAAAGCUUCUUGUAGAUGGGUUCCUUCUCUGUGUUGAUGUAAGCAGGGGAAUGAACCGUAAUUUUGAUGACCAGAUGAAGUUUGUUUCCAACUUGUACAACCAGUUAGCAAAGACUAAGAAACCAGUUGUACUUGUCUUGACCAAGUGUGAUGAGGGAGUUGAGCGAUAUAUUAAGGACUCUCACACCUUUGCUCUAGCCAAGAAAAAUUUGCAGGUAGUUGAGACUUCAGCACGCUCUAAUGUGAAUGUUGACCUUGCCUUCCUCACCCUAGUGCAGCUGAUAGAUAAGAGUCGAGGAAAACCGAAGAUCAUCCCCUACUUUGAGGCUCUGAAGCAGCAGAGUCAGCAGAUAGCAUCUGCUAAGGACCGCUAUGAGUGGCUUGUCAGUUGCAUUGUGAAGAACCACAAUGAAACAUGGCCCAACAUCAACCGUAGAAUGCAAACUUCCCCUGAAUACAAAGACUACGUCUUCCUUGAGGGUACUUCCAAAGCCAAGAAAUUAUUUCAACAACAUGUGCACAGGCUCAAACAGGACCACAUAGAAAAACGGCGCAGGAUUUAUCUAAGUACACUUCCACAGGCUCUGUGUACUUUGGUACCAGAUUUAGACGAGAUUGACCACUUGAGCUGGUCAGGGGUACAGAAGGUUCUGGAGACAAAGCGUGGGUUCUCACAGUGGUUUGUUAUAUUAGAUGACACACCAUGGGAAACUACUCCACAUAUAGAUAACAUGGAAGAUGAGCGAAUACCCCAGGAUCUUUUGGAAACCCCAGCUGCAGAAGUCAUUUAUGAAAGUCAUUUAGAGCACCUGAGGAAUGAGAGAAAACGAGCAGAAAUGCGUCGAGAAUUCAAAGAGAAACUGGUUGCAUCACCAUUUGUCACUCCUGGCAAGCCUUGGGAGGAGGCCCGCAGCUUUAUAAUGAAUGAGGAGUUUUACCAGUGGCUGGAGGAACCAGAGUAUCUGGAUAUGUACAACAAGCAUCAGAAGGAGAUUAUUGACCAAGCCAAGGAGGACUUCCAGGAGCUUUUGCUGGAGUACUCUGAGCUGUUCUAUGAGCUUGAGGUGGAUGCUAAACCCAGUAAAGAAAAAAUGGGUGCCAUUCAAGAGGUUCUUGGAGAGGAACAGAGAUUUAAGGCCCUUCAAAAACUUCAAGCAGAGAGGGAUGCACUAGUUCUCAAGCAUAUACAUUUUGUCUACCACCCAACAAAAGAGACCUGUCCUAAUAGUCCUUACUGUGUGGACAGCAAGAUUGAGCAAAUCUUGGCCACAAGAUUUCCUACUCGGUAUGCAUUUGAUGGCACUUUGAAGUCCCAGUAUGGUGAGGGAAAAGUAGAUAGGAUUAAUCUUGUAAUCCUUGGAAAAGAUGGACUUGCAAGGGAGUUAGCCAAUGAGAUCAGAGCAAUGUGUACCAGUGAUGACCGAUAUACACUGGAUGGAAAGACAUAUGAGCUGGCUCUGCGGCCUAUAGAAGGCAAUGUACGUUUACCAGUUAACUCUUUUCACACACCUACUUUUACUCCACACGGAUGCCUGUGUCUCUACAACUCUAAAGAAUCGCUGUCCUAUGUUGUUGAAAGCAUUGAGAAACUUCGAGAAUCAACCAUUGGACGAAGGGAUAACAGCUUAGCACUGCUCCCCAUGUCACUCCUAUUGGUCACCAAGAGAGGAGUUGGAUCAAUUGGGGAUAUUGGGGGAGAAACUGCCCAAAGUUUAAUAAUACAAGGGCAGCAGGUUGCUGGGAAACUGCAGUGCGCUUACUUGGAUCCUGCUUCCCCAGGUGCAGGCUAUGCACGCAAUCUAAAUGAAAAGCAGAUCAACCAAGUCCUAAAAAGCCUCUUGGAUGUACAGAGACCUCUUGGCAGUCUUGGAAGUAGCUCCCCUCCUUUACCGGCUCCACGUGCCCGUUUUAGAGACUCUCAUGCUCAACAAACUUCAGAGGCUGAUUUACAUGUUGUUAUGUGCAUCAUGUGUGGAGAUACUUAUGAUGUAGACCAACUUUUAUCACCAUUUUUACAUUCUCAGCACUGUAGACCUUCUGCCAACCUAUCUAGUGGCACAUCAGUGUUGUUAGACCUUACUAUUGGUAGCCAAAGGCAAACCAUUGACCUAGCUGUGCUAUCAUAUCAUUCUACUUUUUCUUUACGCAAGAGCCGUUUAGUGCACGGAUACAUUGCAGUAUACUCGGCAAAACGCAAGGCGUCCCUAGAAACACUUUGCGCCUUCCUUUGUGAAGUGCAAGACAUUAUUCCUGUGCAGCUGCUGGCAGUUGGGGAGACUCAAGCAGAGCUAACAGAAUCGGAGGUAGCCCGUGAUCAACUGGUCGAAGGGGAGGAGUUGGCUCAUGAAAUUGAGGGCCGUUUCAGUUCUGUUGUCUGUGGACCUGGUGGGGUAGUGGGUGGUUUGCAUCGAAUAGAUCUCUUCCAGCCCUUUUUAAAGGAGGUAGUUGAAAAAAGGACCAUUGUAGAGGCCACACAUAUGUAUGACAAUGUAGCAGAGGCCUGCAGUACCAAUGAGAGUGUCCAUUCGCCUCGUUGCGGGUCACCAAGUGUCCCCAUGCUGGACUCUGAAGAUGAUGUCGAGCCCUCACCACCUUGCCCCAUGUAUAGAGAUGAUAGCACUUUGACUCAUGGCUUUAAGUUUUCUGACCUGGAAAGUAGCGACACCUUCAGUGUCAUUUCUGAAAUCAGCACCUUUGAAAGCAAGCUUAACAACAAAGUUCCACCACAGGUGCGACCCAAGCCUACAGUUACAUUUGGGAAAGUUAGUCUUGGCUCCUACAUGGACCAUGGAGGUAACAGACGUUCAUUACCUUCAGUCACAUGGCCACCAAGCAGUGAUGGUGGAUAUGAUCCUUCUGAUUAUUCUGAGCCAGUGGACGCUGUGCCUAAGCCCCGCCCCACAGAAGAGGAAAACAUUUACUCAGUCCCACACGAUAGCACCCAGGGUAAAAUCAUUACCAUUCGCAAUGCAAAUAAGAGUCAUUCUAAUGGUGGGGGAAAUGGCUCAGACAGUGAGGCAGACAACAGUUCACUAGAGCGCAGGCGCAAUUUGUCUACUGUUGGAAUUAAGCCACGAUUAUACCGUGAUCGCUCUAAGCGACUGGGCAAGUUCAGUAAUUUCCGCACAAGUUUCAUUGGCAGUGACGAUGAGCUUGGAGGUCCACCCAAAACCAAAGAGGACGAGAUGGGGAUACAGAAAGGGGACAAUUCUCUGAAUGAAGAAUGUGAGGACCCUAAGAGAAACAAAAUUUUGAGGAGUCUGCGCAGACCUGGCAAAAAAACAAGGCCAAAGCCUCGCCAGUCCAUUUCUAAACAACUGGAGAGUAACUACUUUGGUGUGCCAUUGGUCAACGUGGUCACAGCUGAGCGUCCCAUCCCGCUGUUCAUUGAGAAGUGCAUCCGUUACAUUGAAGCUACUGGUCUGAGCACAGAGGGAAUCUACAGGGUGAGCGGCAACAAGGCUGAGAUGGAGAGCAUUCAGCGGCAAUUUGACCAAGAUUCCAACCUGGACCUGGUGGAAAAGGACUUCUCUGUGAACACUGUAGCUGGAGCCAUGAAGAGCUUCUUUUCUGAGCUGCCAGACCCUCUGGUGCCCUACAACAUGCAGGUGGAGCUGGUGGAGGCCUUUAAGAUCAAUGAUCGAGAGCAGCGGUUCCUCACCAUGAAGGACGUGCUGCGCAGGUUCCCCCGAGAAAACUACGAUGUCUUCAAAUACGUCAUCAGCCACCUGAACAAGGUGAGCCAGAACAGUCGUGUGAAUCUGAUGACCAGUGAUAACCUAUCCAUCUGUUUCUGGCCUACACUGAUGCGCCCUGACUUCACCACAAUGGAUGCGCUGACAGCAACACGCACUUACCAGACAAUCAUCGAGACCUUCAUCUACCAGUGUGCUUUCUUUUUCUACAAUCAGCCCCUGGUCGACACCACGAGCGGCCUGCCUGGGCUCCCAGGAUCCCCCACUGCCACCCUGUCUUCCACAACAUCCAUGUCCGGCUCCGCCUACUCAUCCUGUUACACCCCGGUCCAGCACGUAGCCACACCCUUCAGCCAAGCUCAGCAGUCCCCACCCCAUUCUCCUCCCCCAACGCCACAGUCACCUAUCCAGAGUCUGCUGCCUCCAAUGCACCCGCACCAUGCAUCAACCGAACAACACACGCUGUGAAGCAGAGAAGGAUGUAUAGAGAGAGAGUGCAAACGUGAAAGAGAAGUUCUGAAGCCAGGAAAGAGAGAUUACAUGAAUGGAGAGUGAUUCUUAGAGAAAAUGAUUGAGGAAGUAUGUCUGCAGGUGACAGAGCAUGCAGUGAGGGAAGAAUUAGAGUGUUCGACAUAGCAAGAAGGUCAAGCCACUUCAGCAGUGAGACACUCCAGUAACAUCUUGUGCUCCUCGUUAUAGAUCACUGCACUCAUAUAAUUGAAAAGCAUACACACAU